Rattus rattus (black rat) is the source of this 945-nucleotide messenger RNA. Its product is annotated as olfactory receptor 1500-like. The transcript has a single exon. Lineage: Eukaryota; Metazoa; Chordata; Mammalia; Rodentia; Muridae. The record is from RefSeq and is a predicted model, not a curated record. Gene Ontology annotation, cellular component: membrane. Gene Ontology annotation, molecular function: olfactory receptor activity; G protein-coupled receptor activity. The coding region runs from base 1 to 945 and encodes 314 amino acids. Gene Ontology annotation, biological process: G protein-coupled receptor signaling pathway.
AUGACUGGAAACAACCAAACUUUGAUCUUGGAGUUCCUCCUCCUGGGUCUGCCCAUCCCAUCAGAGUAUCAUGUCCUGUUUUAUGCCCUGUUCUUGUCCAUGUACCUAACCACAGUCCUGGGAAACCUGCUAAUCAUUAUCCUGGUUCAACUGGCUUCCCAUCUCCACACACCCAUGUACUUGUUUCUUAGCAAUUUGUCCUUCUCUGAUCUCUGCUUUUCCUCCGUCACAAUACCAAAAUUGCUUCAGAACAUGCAGAGCCAAGUGCCAUCUAUAUCCUAUGCAGAUUGCCUGACACAACUGUACUUCUUUCUGGUUUUUGGAGACAUGGAGAGCUUCCUUCUUGUGGUCAUGGCCUAUGACCGUUAUGUGGCGAUCUGCUUUCCGUUGCAUUACACCAGCAUCAUGAGCACCAAGUUCUGUGCUUCACUAGUACUACUACUGUGGAUGAUGACGAUAUCCCAUGCCCUGCUGCAUACCCUACUAACAGCUAGAUUGUCUUUUUGUGAGAAGAAUGUGAUUCUCCACUUUUUCUGUGACUUACCAGCUCUUCUGAAAUUGUCCUGCUCAGACACUUAUGUUAAUGAGUUGAUGAUAUUUAUCCUGGGAGGGAUCAUCUCUAUUAUUCCAUUCCUACUCAUUGUUAUAUCCUAUGUAAAGAUUUUCUUCUCUAUUCUUAAGGCCUCAUCUACCCAGGCCAUCCACAAGGUCUUUUCCACCUGUGGAUCCCAUCUGACUGUGGUGUCUCUGUUCUAUGGGACAAUUAUUGUUUUAUACUUAUGUCCAUCGACUAAUAAUUCUACUAUGAAGGAAACUGCCAUGGCUUUGAUGUAUACAUUGGUGACUCCCAUGCUGAACCCCUUCAUCUAUAGCUUGAGGAACAGAGACAUGAAGAUGGCCCUAAUAAGAGUUAUCUGCAGUAAGAAAAUAUUUCUGUCGUGGUAG